This is a messenger RNA of Caenorhabditis elegans, 882 nucleotides long. RefSeq names its product Major facilitator superfamily (MFS) profile domain-containing protein (gene Y43D4A.4). The record is from RefSeq and is marked reviewed. Gene Ontology annotation, cellular component: membrane. Gene Ontology annotation, molecular function: transmembrane transporter activity. Lineage: Eukaryota; Metazoa; Nematoda; Chromadorea; Rhabditida; Rhabditidae. Gene Ontology annotation, biological process: transmembrane transport. The transcript has 8 exons. Bases 1 to 882 code for a protein of 293 amino acids.
AUGUACAUAACUGAUAACAAAGGAAUAAAAACGGCUGGUCUUCUUGGUACAACUUUAAAUGUAAUUGGAGCAUCGAUUCGGAUGAUUGCCUCGAUUCCUUUCAUAAAAUCACAUUUUGUUCGUGAAUGUCUUCUUCAUGCAGGAUCGUUUAUCGCUGCUUCAGCACAAGCAUUCUUUUUAGUUCUUCCAUCAAAAAUUGCUGAAUGCUGGUUCCCUGGUGAUCAGAGAGCAAUUGCAAAUGUACUUUCUUUUGUUGCAAAUCCUGCCGGUGUUGCCCUGGGAACAAUUGUGCCAUCCAUUCUUUUUGGUCACAAUAAGACUAUUGAUUCGAAUAGUUGGAUGUUCUUCACAUUUACUCUUGGAAUGGAAUGUCUAGCCUUGUUUCCAUUUGUUCUAGCACUAUUCGUUCGAACUAAACUGCCACCCACUCCACCAUCAGCUUCUUCUGCUGCUCAUCAGAACAACAUUGGUUUCUUUAAAUCUAUCCUUCAAUGUAUUUUUAAUGCUCAAUUUUUCAUCCAAAUGACUCUCUUUGCAUUUGCGUUUUCGCUUCUGUGGAGUCUAAUGAUUUUUCUCGAUGGUCCACUCAAAGAUCAAGGUUAUGAGAUGGCUGGAUAUCCAACUGCCGUGUGUGCAAUCGUUGGCACGUUAACAUCACUGCUCGCUGGUCAUAUUGCCGACAAAACACGCAAGUUCAAGGAAAUAAUCAGAGUUUGCACUGUUGGAUUUUCAUGUUCAGUCAUUACAUUGAGAAUGUUCCUAAAUCAACCACGGACUGGACUCUUUGAUAGCAUAAUCGUUUACACUCUUUAUGGAUGUCUCGGUAAGAUAAUAUUUUACCAAAGUUUUGUAGAUAUCUUCCUUCUAAUAAUUGUAUUCUGA